UUUCACGAAGCGAAUUGAACGGCGAAUUUGACUAGUUGUGUAAAUCUGUUUACCGAAGAAAACAAAAAAAUAAGAGUAACAAAAAGUAAGAUGGCGGGAGCUACAACAAGUACAAGUGGGUAUUUUGCAGUAGACGUCAAAAAAGAUUGCCCUCACAUAGCGACUGCACUACAUGAGGACAUUACGGUUGAUAUACAAGCACCUUGUGGAAGAUGUGCCAAUGUGGGUGAAAACUGGCUCUGCUUGACAUGUUCAAUAGUUUUUUGUAGUCGAUAUGUGAAGGAGCAUAUGGUCGAGCACAACAUGGAAACGCAACAUCCAAUCGCAUUGAGCUUCUCCGAUGCCAGUGUUUGGUGCUAUUCCUGCGAGUCAUACAUCGACUCUCCUGUACUUCGACAGAUAUGCAAUUCAGUUUCUGUUGCGAAAAGCUGAUCAAUUCUGAGGCGGUUUCCCUAACACGAGAAACAACAAUGUAUCUUAACGCACAGACUUGACCAAUAGCUCGAAAAAAUUAAAAAAAUACCAAGGACUCAAAAAUUGUAGUUAGAGAUGUAGAACGGUAGAAUAGAAUUCACGAUUAAA
Messenger RNA from Hydractinia symbiolongicarpus, 582 nucleotides. Its product is annotated as NAD-dependent deacetylase sir2A-like. The record is from RefSeq and is a predicted model, not a curated record. Gene Ontology annotation, molecular function: zinc ion binding. The transcript is spliced from 3 exons. The coding region runs from base 91 to 432 and encodes 113 amino acids. NCBI's taxonomy places the organism in Eukaryota, Metazoa, Cnidaria, Hydrozoa, Anthoathecata, Hydractiniidae.